Fraxinus pennsylvanica is the source of this 1446-nucleotide messenger RNA. The record is from the annotation of a GenBank genome assembly. NCBI's taxonomy places the organism in Eukaryota, Viridiplantae, Streptophyta, Magnoliopsida, Lamiales, Oleaceae.
AUGACGAGUAAUCUUAAUCAAGCAAAUCAUGGCCGUCAAUUCGAUUAUGGUCGUGGGACCCUCUCUAACCAUGGCGGAGUUAUCGAGAUUGGGGGAAAUAUAUACGGGGAUGAUGUUCGUAGUAGUAGAGGUGGUGGUUCAGUGGUUAAAACUUUGCAGCUUUUUGACAUUUUUCCUGCUUCAACUGCCUUGAAAUCCCCAGGGGGGAUGGAGGCAAACGUAGUUUCUCCUUUUACAUCAGAUCAAUGGAAGGAGCUUGAAAGACAAGCUAUGAUCUAUAAGUACAUGGUGGCCUCUGUUUCUGUGCCUCCCGAUCUUCUUUUUCCCAUUUCCAGCCAUUCUCCUGCAGUUGCAGCAGACCCUUAUGCUUCAUUGAAUGGCGGAGGCAUAAUUAACAUGAGAAAUUCGAAAAAUGGAGAUCCUGAGCCCGGAAGGUGCAAGAGAACGGACGGCAAGAAAUGGAGGUGCUCAAAAGAUGUGGCUCCAAACCAGAAAUACUGUGAGCGCCACCUGCAUAGAGGCCGUCCACGUUCAAGAAAGCCUGUGGAAGUCAAAAACAAUUCGUCUUUCAACACCAAUGUACAAGCCACCAGUGCUGCCUCAAACCAGUUUCUAGCAUCAAAAGAGACUUCUCUGAUAUACUAUCCCAAAACUGAUCCAAAUAUUUCUACAGCCUCUUGCAAGGAACCUAACAGGGAUUUGGACUUGAUGAUAGAAGCUGAGAUGGUGGCAAUGCGUUUGGCUAAUCCACAAUGGCAGCAUGUGAUGGACACAGAUAUAGCAAAUGAAGGCCUGAUUUAUAACACUAAUGCAUCUGUUUUUUAUCAAGAUUAUGCGGAAAACCAGUCGUUGAAUAUGUUCUCCUACACAGAUUACCCAGCCCCUGAUCACGUUGUUGAUCAUAGUGGUGGUGAUCAGUGCUAUACAGGAUCAUUUCUCAACCCCGGUUUGGUGUCUUUGGAAAACUCACAGAUAGAGACUGCAAGGGGAUUUAUCGAUGCAUGGUCAAAUAACACUGGCAAUGCUGACUCCUCUGUAUCAUCAGAUCAAGGGAACUUUUCCCCUUCCUCACUCACUUUAACAAUGGCAAUGGCUGCUGGAAAUAUCUUAGAUGAACAAAUGAAGAUCGAAACUGCGAGUGAUAUAGGAGACUAUGAUGACCAUAAGCAUGAAGAUUCAAGUUGGCUAGACCCUGUUUCUUUGAUGCCUUUUGGACAAGGAGGGCCGUUAGCUGAGGCGUUACGGCCUGGAUCAACCACUCUAAAAGGCUUGAAUUCAGCUUCUCCAUAUAACUCAAUCAGCCCCCCGGCAACUACUGUUUCAUCCCCAUCCGGGGUUCUGCAACGAACAUUGUUUUCACAUUCUGAUGGCAGUGUUUGCAACAGUCCAACUCUUGCAGCUCCACGAGGAUUAUCAGAAGCUGUCACAUUCCCAUGGCUAAAUUAG